This is a messenger RNA of Branchiostoma floridae (Florida lancelet), 487 nucleotides long. Its product is annotated as nuclear receptor coactivator 6-like. NCBI's taxonomy places the organism in Eukaryota, Metazoa, Chordata, Leptocardii, Amphioxiformes, Branchiostomatidae. The record is from RefSeq and is a predicted model, not a curated record. Gene Ontology annotation, cellular component: histone methyltransferase complex; nucleus; transcription regulator complex. Gene Ontology annotation, biological process: positive regulation of transcription by RNA polymerase II. The coding region runs from base 134 to 472 and encodes 112 amino acids. The transcript has 3 exons.
GGGAAUGUGUCCGUAGCUCGUUAGGCUGACGUACAGUGUACUUAGUGGGUAAUCGGGCGUAUGACCCCGAUUCGCUUGGGGUCAACUGCGAAGUGCUGUGGCUUGACCGGUGCAGUGUCUGUUUCAGCUCCUGAUGGCUGACCCCACGGGUGGGUUCCAGCAGCCCUGCCCCUGGCAGAACGCCAACAUUCCUGCGGUGCUGACCGUACGCGGGAACAUCGGAGAUGCCGACCUGCCUCACCGCCUCAAUGCCAUCUCCACAUGGCUGCAGCAAAUGGCCCAGAAAGGUGAACAGGAAGUGAAGGUAUCCAGGGUACAGCCAUGGAACAGCGUCCGUGUGACCUUCAACAUCCCGCGCAGCGCUGCACAGCGUCUGCAGCAGCUGGCCGAGACUCGCAACCAGCAGCUCCGCGACCUGGGCAUCCUCGCUGUACAGGUCGAAGGUCAGUGCCUCAUCAUGGUAUUCAUGUAACGAUUGGACAGUUCU